AUCGUUUCCCCAUAGAUCAGGUCAGAAGAAGCCACUGAUCAAAAAUCAUGAUCUCGUUUUUUUAAUGAGGAGCUUUAUAAUAGUCUUACUGCUGAUUGACAGAGUUUCUACCACAGUUGUGGACUUGAGUCACAUGACUUGGACUCAAGUCAGACUCGAGUGACAUACUGAUGACUUUGGACUCGAUUUGACAAAAUCAAAAAAGACCUGCAAUUAGUCUUGGACUUUAGCAGCAGUGACUCAGGACUUCACUUGAAACUGAGCCUUUUUUUUUUUAAGAUAUCUUUUGGGCCAUUUUGCCUUUAAUGGACAGGACAGGUAAGCGUGAAAGGGGGAGAGAGAGGGGGGAUGACAUGCAGCAAGGGGCCACAGGCUGGAUUCAAACCCGGGCCGCUGCAGCAACAGCCUUGUAAACAGGGCGCCUGCUCUACCACUAAGCCACCGAUGCCCCGAAACUGAGCCUUUUUAACUUGAAAAUACUUCAUACCUUCCCCAAACCCACAGGAUAAAAGUAGGCCUAAUGUAGGCAUGUAUAUGAUAUAUUUUACAAUAUGGACAUUUACAUUUAGAUUAUAGAACAAGGCAGGACAGAAACAUACAAAAUUCAAGCUGUUGUGGUACUGUUUAAUGAUGCUAUAUGCCAUGACAGUGCCACGUCAGCACUACCUUUUUUAUGAUUAGUCGCAGUUGUUUUAAGAAACUUUAUACACAUAUACAUUUUAAAAAGCAUUCAUAAUAUUUGUAAAUUUAAUAUAUUAUUACUUGGUUGUUAAAAUGGCUUUAAAUUUGGUGACGAGUGCAUUAUGACUUGUUUAGGGCUCGAAACUCACAGUUUAGGACCAGGGGUUGGACUUGGGAUUGGUCAGCCUUGACUCGGGACUUGAAUGCAAAGACUUUCGACUUGUGAUUUGCAGAGCUACGACUUGGACCAACCUAUGGUUUCUGCCCUGACAAGAAUAAAAUUAUGAUAAAUAUGAAGUAUGGCUUAUAAGUUUGAAUUUAAAUACAGUUUGAUAUAAUGAUAAUGAUUUUUAAAAGCUUCAUAUAUAUAAACAUAAUGUACUGUGACCACAACCAGCCCUAACCCUAAUGGGAAAUGAAGUUUGAAACAAGUUAUCCUGUCAACACAGGGUGAUGACAGUUUUUUUUUUUUUUUUUUUAAAUACUUCAUUUUGAACUUUUAACAUACAGUGUGAGUGGAAACAAAAUGUGAACAAAAUCACAUCCAAGUACUGAGAAACCAAUAUUAAAAACAGUACCAAACAACAAAAGACAACAGAACAAAUCUAACAUAAAUUAAAGUACAUAUAAAGACAUGAGAGACUAAUGACAAAAGAUUCACUUAAAGAUUUUAAGAUAGUGCAUACAUUUAUUGUUUUGACAGCUUUUUUGUGUCAUGAGAAAUAAAUCACUGACAAGUAUUGUUCUAUUUCCUUCACAAAUACAAAGACUUGAAGUUUUUUGUUUGUAAAUUUACAUUUGUGAAUAUGAAAUUUGGCAAGAAGUAAAAAAACAUUGAUGAAACGUAGUAAAAUCUUUGUCACAGUAAUCACAACACCCACAUCUAAUAUUUCUAUAGUAAAUGGAGAAUGAUGUCAUAUUUAGUACUAUCUUUCCACAACACACAUGUGAAAAUAGACCAAAAUAAAUGGGAGCAAUUUCAGGAUUUUGUCCAUAAAAAUGUGUGUCUAUGUCAACUUUAACUUUUCAAAGAAAUGUUUCACUGGGUGGAAUCUAUGUCCUGUCACUACAGGUAACAGACUAUCACACGGGUCAGAAAUGACGACGUAACACCACCCAAACCUGGCAACCAUUCUACGGCACUGCUGGCAACCAGUGCUGGCAACCCACGGAGCUUCCUCAGCCAAUCAGAAGUCAGCUGGAGUUGACGCGUGCUUAGCUGCUGCUCAGCACACCGCCAGCUAAACCAGGCGAGAUUCCGCAGUGACCAUCAAGUGAACUUAACCGCCUAAAAAGUUUGUAUUUUCCAUGAAAGAUAUUCCAGUAUUUGUCGACAUUGCAGGUGAGGUCCAUGUGAGAGAUGGGAAGAGAGAAGGACGUUAAAGGAGAAGUGAAGGCCAAGCACAAAGCAAUGAAGCUGAAAAGGCUAAGUGAUAAUGAAAGCGCUGGUGCCUGGGGAGACACGAUCAAGAACAAUGCCAAGUUAACUAAAUCCACAGAGAAAACCGAUAAUGGAAAAUCUCAUAAGAAGGUCAAGACACCUAAGACUGAUACUCUGGAGUCACCCAGCAGUCCCAGGGAGUCAGUCAAACAGGAGCCAGAGGAUGAUGACUUUACUGCCAAGAAGAAAGGGAUGAAACGGAAAAGAGUUAAGGAUGAGCCCAUGGAAGGCCCUUCACACUCCACUGCUACACCUACCUCAAAGAAGAAAAAUAAGCGACACAAGCAGGAAGAAGAAAGUGACGUAGAAAUUCAGAAUAAGAAGUCAAAGAAGAGAACUGAAAAGGCGGUAAAGAGAGAGGAAGGAGAGCAUCCAGUCUCUAAAAAACCAAAGAGGACAAAGGAGGAGAUUGACGAGGCAAGACAGCUGAAGAUCAAAAAGAAGGAGGAGGAGGAGCAGAAUCGCUGGAGAUGGUGGGAGGAAGAGAAGUAUGAAGAUGGGGUGAAAUGGAAGUUCCUUGAACACAAUGGACCCUACUUCCCUCCAGAGUACCAGCCUCUGCCAGACGACGUUCACUUCUACUAUGCUGGUAAGGAGGUGAAGCUGAGCCUGGCAGCCGAGGAGGUGGCGUUUUUCUUUGGCCAGAUGUUGGACCACGAGUACACCACCAAGAAGGUGUUCCGGGAGAACUUCUUUAAAGACUGGAGGAAGGAAAUGACCCAUGAGGAGAGGUCACUGAUUAAAGAUCUUGACAAGUGUGACUUUGGAGAGAUCCACGCCAUGCACAAAGCAAAGGUGGAGGCCAGGAAAAACAUGACCAAGGAGGAGAAACUGGUUUUGAAAGAGGCCAACCAGAAGAUAGUGGACGAGUACGGCUACUGUCUGCUGGACCACCACAAAGAACGCAUCGGCAACUUCAAGAUUGAACCUCCAGGGCUGUUCCGGGGGAGAGGCGAGCAUCCCAAACAGGGCAUGCUGAAGAAAAGGAUCCAACCAGAGGACGUCAUCAUCAACUGCAGCAAAGAAGCCCGUAUCCCCGUGCCGCCUACUGGUCACCGCUGGAAGGAGGUUCGACACGACAACACUGUGACAUGGCUGGCCAGCUGGACUGAGAACAUCCAGGGCAGCAUUAAAUACAUCAUGCUCAAUGCCAACUCAAAACUCAAGGGAGAGAAGGACUGGGAGAAAUACGAGGUUGCUCGGAAACUGAAGUCAUGCGUGGACGACAUCCGCAACCAGUACAUGCAGGAUCUGAAAUCUAAACAGAUGGGCACGCGACAAAGAGCUGUGGCCCUCUACUUCAUAGACAAGCUGGCACUGAGAGCUGGUAAUGAGAAGGAGGAGGGAGAGACUGCCGACACAGUUGGUUGCUGUUCACUACGCGUGGAGCAUAUCACACUCCACGAGCAGCUGGAAGGCAACGAGUGUGUGGUGGAAUUCGACUUCCUGGGUAAAGACUCCAUUCGCUACUACAACAAGGUCCCUGUCAUCAGAAAGGUUUUUAAGAAUCUUAAAUUGUUCCUGGAAAACAAACAACCUGGAGAUGACCUCUUUGACCGCCUUAAUACAGCAAUGCUGAACAAGCACCUGAGUUCUCUAAUGACUGGUCUGACUGCGAAGGUCUUCAGGACGUAUAACGCUUCCAUCACUUUACAGCAGCAGCUCAAAGAGCUCACAAACAAGUCCGACAAUGCAGCUGAGAAACUGCUCUCCUACAACCGUGCUAACAGAGCAGUUGCCAUUCUGUGUAACCACCAGCGGGCGCCGCCAAAGACCUUCGAUCAGUCCAUGGCUAACCUUCAGGCCAAGAUUGAUGCUCAGAAGGAAAAGCUGGCCCUAGCAAAGACGGAGCUGAAACAGGCAAAGAAGGAGGCCAAGACCAAAGGCAGCUCAGACCCCAAGCUGCAGACGCUGGUGGAGCGUAAGAAGACAGCAGUGAAGCGCUGUGAGGAGCAGCUGCUGAAGUUGGAGGUCCAGGCGACUGACAGAGAAGAAAACAAACAGAUUGCACUGGGUACCUCAAAGCUCAACUACCUGGACCCACGCAUUAGUGUGGCUUGGUGUAAAAACGUGGAGGUACCUGUAGAAAAAAUCUACAAUAAGAGCCAAAGGGACAAGUUCGCCUGGGCCAUCGACAUGACAGAGGCAGACUUUGAGUUCUAACUUUAAACUUCUGAAACUCCAGUCUUGUUAGCCGAUGCAAUUAAGGAACCAUUCACUUUGUAAUACAUACAGAACUUUAAUAUUUCAUUCAUAAUACGUUCAUGGACUACUGAUGGUGUACUUCAUAAAACUGUGUGACGUGUUUUGUUUACUGCUGUUUGUUUCUGCUUUUGGCACUUAAUUUUGUUUUGUUUGUAAAUUUUGUGUUUGCACUAAUUUGAAUAAAGGUUCCUACCAUGCAGUGAUGUGACACACUUUUGAGUGGAAUACAAUAAAUGUGAUUUAAAAAACAUCUUAUCAGCCAUUAUAGAAUGUUAACUUCUAAGUCUGUCAUUCCAAUACAUUAUGAACAAUAUAGACCAGAAAACAUGCAACACAUUCUAG
Molecule: messenger RNA, 4669 nt
Organism: Epinephelus moara (kelp grouper)
Lineage: Eukaryota; Metazoa; Chordata; Actinopteri; Perciformes; Serranidae
Product: DNA topoisomerase I, mitochondrial
Exons: 20
Coding region: 2042-4285 (747 amino acids)
Biological process (GO): DNA replication; DNA topological change; chromosome segregation
Cellular component (GO): nucleolus; chromosome
Molecular function (GO): DNA topoisomerase type I (single strand cut, ATP-independent) activity; DNA binding
Source: RefSeq, a predicted model, not a curated record